Sceloporus undulatus (fence lizard) is the source of this 4472-nucleotide messenger RNA. RefSeq names its product transmembrane channel like 3 (gene TMC3). The record is from RefSeq and is a predicted model, not a curated record. Gene Ontology annotation, cellular component: plasma membrane. Bases 204 to 3587 code for a protein of 1127 amino acids. Gene Ontology annotation, molecular function: mechanosensitive monoatomic ion channel activity. The transcript is spliced from 22 exons. Lineage: Eukaryota; Metazoa; Chordata; Lepidosauria; Squamata; Phrynosomatidae.
GGAGGCUGGUCUUCCCCAGAUUUGAAAGCAUCACCUAUAGAUAAGAUCAGCCAGAGGGACCACUGACAUUUGUCAGCAUCUCAGUCUUUAAGAGAUCUGUAUCCAACUGCAUUUCCAGUCUUCAUGAUAGCUGAGAGCUGCCGCUGCUUUUUAAUACCUUUACUUUAUUUUAAAAAUAAAAAAUCCCAAACUCUGGAAACAAGAUGCCAACAGGAGCUGGACCAUCGCCAACAAAAAACACCAGAGCCUGCAAGAGGUCUAAAACUUUAAAACGCCACGCUAGCAUCUAUGCCUACCCAGAACCACCUGGAAGUAAUUCAGAUGAUGAUAAGGGAGACGAAAAGGUUGACAGCAAUGACCCAGAGCAGAUCUUCCAGAACAUACAGUUUCAGAAGGAGAUCAUGGCUAAUAUCUGUUGCAGACCGUGGCCCAUGCGGCAGAAACUCAGGGCACUAAGACAAGCUAAAGAAAUUGUGUUGAAGUAUGAAGGUCGGCUGACUCGGACAAGAGGCUACCAGGCAGCGGGAGCAGAGCUCUGGCGUAAAUUUGUUCGUCUUGCAUACAACUUUAUGGUCAUCUUUAUUCCAUGGGAAAUGAGAAUCAAGAAAAUUGAAAGUCAUUUUGGCUCUGGAGUUGCAUCUUACUUCAUUUUUUUGAGAUGGUUGUUUGGUAUCAAUAUUGUCCUCACCGUCAUGACAGGAGCCUUUGUUGUUUUACCAGAGAUCCUGGCUGGAGACCCUUUUGGAACUACUCCCAGCAAACGCAUCCCUGAUGAUCAACUUAAAUCAGCACAAGAUUUGGAUACCAUCUGGUCUUUGGGGGGUUAUCUUCAGUACUCGGUUUUAUUCUAUGGCUACUAUGGUCAGGCGAGGAAGAUUGGAACAGCUGGUUAUCGACUGCCACUUGCAUACUUUCUUGUUGGGAUGGCUGUCUUUGCAUACAGCUUCAUUAUCCUUUUAAAGAAGAUGGCUAAAAAUUCAAGAAUGAGCCUAGCAAGUGCUUCGGAUGAAAAUUAUACAUUUUGCUGGAGGGUGUUCUGUGCCUGGGAUUAUCUUAUUGGCAACCCAGAAGCUGCAGAGAGCAAAUCUGCUGCCAUAGUUAACAGCAUCAGGGAAGCUAUAUUGGAAGAACAAGAGAAGAAGAAAAGCACAAACGUGGCAGUGACAAUCAGUUUAAGGAUCAUUGCAAAUAUCCUUGUGCUUCUUUCGCUUGCUGGAAGCAUUUAUAUCAUUUACUUUGUGGUGGAUCGGUCCCAGAAGUUAGAGCGGAUGAAAAAGGAGCUGACUCUCUGGGAGAAAAAUGAAGUGAGUGUUGUUGUCUCACUCAUCACAAUGCUUGCCCCUUCUGCCUUUGAAUUAGUAGCUGCUUUGGAGAUGUACCAUCCGCGAACAACUUUACGCUUUCAGCUUGCCAGAGUUCUUGUCUUAUAUCUGGGAAAUCUCUACAGCUUAAUCAUUGCGCUUCUGGACAAAGUUGAUAGCAUGAGCGUCAUUGAAUCUGAAGUUCACAAAAAUGGAAACAGCACUUUGGAAGCCGCCAGAUUCUUAGCUACUCAAAUGGUUUUGGGAUACAACUUUUCUACAACUAUUCCCCAUAAGCAAACAAUGAACAGCACAUUUCAUUUUGUUGAGAACCGCACUCAUAGGAAUACUGUACCAGCUAUCCUGGAUAUGACAAACAACACAGCACCUUCUGAAUCCAGCACCCAGAGUCACCAGAGUCAAUGCUGGGAGACCUAUGUCGGUCAAGAAAUGUUGAAACUGUCCAUCAUUGAUAUGCUGUUCACGGUGGCAAGUAUCUUGUUGAUUGACUUCUUCCGCGGACUAUUUGUUCGAUACUUAAGUGAUUGUUGGUGCUGGGAUUUGGAAAGCAAGUUUCCAGAAUAUGGAGAAUUCAAAAUAGCGGAAAAUGUUUUGCAUUUGGUCUACAAUCAAGGGAUGAUUUGGAUGGGGGCAUUCUUUUCACCUUGCCUCCCAGCAUUCAAUGUUCUCAAACUGAUAGGACUUAUGUACCUCCGGAGCUGGGCAGUAUUAACAUGCAAUGUACCUCAUCAGCAAGUCUUUCGAGCGUCAAGAUCUAAUAACUUCUACUUGGCUAUGCUGCUCUUCAUGCUGUUCUUGUGCAUGCUCCCAACCAUAUUUGCAAUUGCCCGUUAUAAGCCAUCACUAAACUGUGGGCCAUUCAGUGGACAAGAAAAAAUAUAUGACAUUGUGUCUGAAACCAUCAAAGCCGACUUUCCUGUCUGGUUCAACAAAGUGAUGACUUACGUGAGCAGUCCUGUGGUGGUCCUACCAGCUUUAUUACUUCUCUUCAUGCUAAUUUAUUAUCUGCAGAGUAUUGCAAGAUCAUUAAAAUUCACAAACAAUCAACUAAGGAUGCAGAUUCAGAAUGAAAGAAUGGAAGACAAGAAAAAAGUGGUCCAAAUGGCAGCAGUGAGAAUCCAAACCACGGAAGAUAAUGACAAAAGACCAGAGCUGGAAAACAAUGGCCAGGAGUCUUCAAUUCGGUCCUCAACACCUGGGAAGAAUGGCAGUGUGGUGAAUUUUGAAUCUCCCAAAGGCAGGCAAAUACCAACAAUUUCUCAGUCUGUUCCACAACCUGAAAUACCAAAGCCAGUCAGCCCAACCCUAGGAAGUUCAACCUCAGUGGCUUCUGUACCUGUAGCUCCGAUACCCAUCACUCCUUCCCUUCCAACACCUUCUGUCCCAACUGGAGAGAAUUCCAGAACAGAAUCAGUUCCUAAAAGAUAUCCUAGUGUGCAUGGAAGUGCAAGUGACCUCUGCAGAGCCAAGGCUUACACCCCCAUAAAGUUCAAGAAACGUGUAGAUGUUCAUUCAGAACCCCUAUUUAGGAAGAGCAUUCGGCACAUAAACCCAGAAGCUCGCAGCGCUGCCCGAGUUCCUUCUUUUGCAGGCCACAGAGCCCACACAGCCAGGUAUUUUAUAGUCAAUGAGCAUGAGCCACCCAUGAAAAUCUUCCGCUCAAACACACGGGUGCCAAAGAAUUAUCGAAUGGAUGAGUCUGGCAAUGUAGUGGAGGUGUAUCCAAGAAACCUGCGAAGAUACAUGGUUCGGACACCACAUAGAGUAUACUCAACACAUUUUAGUGAUGAUGAAGAAGAGGAUGAGUUAAGGAGAUCUAUGGCCAAUAGAUCUCAUCGUCCACGGUCGCUCUCUGAUCUCCGAGCAGCACCUCGCUUCUACAUUGGUGAGUGUGCUGACAGCCAAAUUCUUAACAACAAGGCCCUGGCAAAAAUGCACCACAAAUCUUGGGAAGAUGGCUUUGGGCUUGCAUUUGAUCAACCCCCACAUACCCAUAGAAAGAUUCUCAUGAAGAAUAUUGAUCUGGAUCAGCCCUACCCAGAACGCCACAUGAAACCUAAGUCCAAACACAAGCCUGAACCAUCUCCAACUGAGUCAGACUCUAUUUCUAGUAGUGACCAGCCAAAUUGCAAUGAUCAGUAUAUCCAGGUCAUUCACAGUAAAGUGAAGUAUCCAUCUGGGGGGAAAUUAAUAAGGAAGAAAUCCAAGACUGCUGUUGAUUUAAAUGUGGCUGAAGCUAAUGAACUGAUAUGCUCAAAUGUCUAGCUAGGCAGAGAAAGCUUCAUCAUAACAGAAUUAUGGUUAGCCUUUACUUAUGGUUAGCCUUGUUUGUAAAUUCAUUAGCCUAAAGAAGCUAUUGCACUGCAUUUCAGAAAAAUUGUGAGGUGUGUGUGUUGGGGGGGGGGAUCUUUGCAUGUACUAAGUAAAUUUCUCUCUAGUGGGACAUGAUAGGUUGAAUUAUACUGCUGUAAUCCAUUGGAAAGACAGAUGUUAAAACACCUUUCAAACUAUCUGCAAAUAUAUGGUGACUGAAAUACCUAUUUCGUAAUAAAUUGUGGCUAAUACAACUAUUUGCCUCACCUUGCUGGCUACCAAAAAGAGAAGAGCAGAAGAUAGGAUGACAUGAUUGCAUUCUUAAAAGGACUAUCACAGAGACGAGGGUGCAGCUUAUUUUUCCUGCUGCCCCAGAAGGUAGGACAGGGUCUAAAAAUUUUAAGUUAAGGAGGGUAGAUUUUGAUUGGACAUUAGAAGGAGUCUCUUGAGGGUAAGAGUGGUUUAGCAACAGAACCAAUUAUCUAAAGAGGUGGUGGACAUGAUCCAUUAUCUACAGUGGACAUGCUCAAAAGGAGACUGGAUAUCUACCUGCAGGAGACAGCUGGAAUUCCUGCAUUGGGAGAGAGGUUGGACUUCUAUGGGACUUAAUCAGACUUUAUGAUUCUAUAAUUCUGUGUCCUGCAUUUGGACACUGCAAAUGGCUACUGAUUUUGAUUCAGUAGCAAUUGCUACAUACUAGAAAUGGGCCAAUAGGGUUUCACUUGACUGUAUAACUAUCGCAGUUGCUUGUGUAAAGACUAGGCUAUUUUUAAACUGUCAUCCUAUUUGUCAAUUCAGUGUAUGUUACAUGAUUGCACAUUGAUUCUGUGUGGAAUU